This is a messenger RNA of Panicum virgatum (switchgrass), 654 nucleotides long. Its product is annotated as homer protein homolog 1-like. The record is from RefSeq and is a predicted model, not a curated record. The transcript has 3 exons. The coding region runs from base 1 to 654 and encodes 217 amino acids. NCBI's taxonomy places the organism in Eukaryota, Viridiplantae, Streptophyta, Magnoliopsida, Poales, Poaceae.
AUGCCUGCGCUGGAAGCUCCCUCCUCCAGCUCCAAUCCUGCAGCAGAUGAGGAGUUGGAGGUGGUCUUUGGCAGGCAGCUCCUGCAGGGUCCCACGGAGGAGGAAACAACUCCGCUCCCCCAGGUGCUGGUCCAGGUCCGCGAGUCGAUAAUGGAGGCAACUUCUUCUGCCAAGGCAGCCUUCCGGCGGGAGUGGGCUACCCUGGAGAGCGAGCGCCAUCGCCUCUCCUAUUGGCACACCCGCCUGGAGGCGCAGACGAAAGCUGAAGCCUCCCAUGCUGCGGAAGCUCGGUCAAAACUAAAGCGGGAGGAGGCUUUUGCCCUGGAGGUUGUUGGCUUCACGGCUCAUCGGUCCGAACUCGAGACUCGAUUCGCGGCCCAGCAGUCCGAGCUGGAGACUCGCAGCCAGGGUCUCGAGGUCUGGAAGCAGGAGCUCGACAAUCUCUCUGCGACUCUGCCGGGAUGGCGCGAGCAGCUGCAGGAGAGGGCUAGCAAGCUGGCUGUUGCCGAGGCGGAGCUGGAGGAGGACCGAAAGUCCCUCGAUAAGCGGGAGUCCCUCACCGCCAACAUGGAGAAGCUGCUUGGGCGCCAGCGCGACUCCCUCAAAAAGCUGAAGGAGUCGGUGGAGAAGAGGAAGAGCCACCAGCUUCGAUAG